GACACUUAACCGACUGAGCCAUCCAGGUACCCCUGGGGGAGUUUUAUAUAUUGAUUUUUCUUGAAAAGAAUCUUGCCUGUAUUUAACCCGUUAAAAUGCAAAUGGAAUAUAAUACAUGCAAAACAUGAGGGCAUCUUGUUUUUAUUUUAGAAAGACAGAGAGUAUGGGGGUGGGGGGGCAGUCAGAGGGAGAGGGAGAGAGAGAGACAAUCUCAAGCAGGCUCCAUGCCCAGCGUGGAGACCAACAUGGGGCUCAAUCUCACGACCCUGAGACCAUGACCUGAGCCGAAACCAAGAGUCAGAUGCCUAACCAACUGAGCCACCCAGCUGCCCUGAGGGCAUCUUUAUGUUUUAUUUUGCUCCCCGCCCCCCUGUAUCAAUUGUGCCCUUUCAUGGUGGGAAAAGAAUGAAAAGAACCAUUUACAUUUAUAUUUACACCUCACUUCAUCCUCUGCAAAAUGCUUUCCCAUCUGCUGUCCCCACUGUCACUUCCCAGCAGCCCCAGGAAGGAGGGGCUGAUCAGGACCUCCACAUGGUGCGGGGGUAAACGGGCCUCAGGAAGGAAAGUGUCUUUGGGGCCGUCGCAGUUGCUUGGUGGCAACAACAAAGGAGCCCAUGGCUCCAGCCCCUCUUCUCUGCCUCACUCCCUUCCAGUGGCCACUUUUCUUUUUCUCUUUCCUUCUGAUCUGCCUUUCUCUCCUCUUUCUGUCUCUCUGACUUGGUGUCUCUGUUUUUCUCCUUCAGUUUCCCUUUCCCUCGUGCUCCAGCCCUGACUGGCAGCAGCUUUGGAGGUUGUCCAAGCUUUGCCUCACUCUGGAAACCUGCCAGCUCCACAGGCCCCCACAAGCUCAGUAUCUCUGGUGCCAUGGUGCAGAUGCUAACUGUGGAUGCCACUCCCAGUCUCCCCAUCUGGCCCUAGAUAAGAUAAGGGUGGGGACCAGCCUUAUAAACAGGCCCCAGUCAUUCCCCGGGCCCAGGCCCCAGCUGGCUCGGACCACAUCAGCCCAGGAUCAGCAUGGCCGUCCGCCUGUGGGUGGUCGCCCUGGCCGCCCUCCUCAUUGUGGACAGAGAAGUGCCAGUGUCGGCGGCAAAACUCAUCUCCCCAAGGAUGCCCAUCUGUGAGCACAUGGAGGAGUCUCCUGUCUGUUCCCAGACAUCCAACCUGGUCUGUGGCACUGAUGGUGUUACGUAUAACAGUGAAUGUCAGAUCUGCUUGAUCCGGCUGAAAACCAAAAAGGACAUCCAGAUCCUGAAGGAUGGCAAAUGCUGACCCCCAUAGCAGCCUCUUAAGUCAUGAAACUUCAGGCUAGAGAACAGUUUUGGAAGUGGAGGAUGUGACAUGAAUAAAAGAUCCAGCCCAAUUCAG
Molecule: messenger RNA, 1365 nt
Organism: Zalophus californianus (California sea lion)
Lineage: Eukaryota; Metazoa; Chordata; Mammalia; Carnivora; Otariidae
Gene: SPINK4
Product: serine peptidase inhibitor Kazal type 4
Exons: 4
Coding region: 1015-1269 (84 amino acids)
Molecular function (GO): serine-type endopeptidase inhibitor activity; protein binding
Source: RefSeq, a predicted model, not a curated record